AUGCUAUUCCUGUUAUUAAUCAUGUUCUUAGCUGAAGUUUGUGGCCAAAUAGCAGACAUUGAUCGACUCGAACAUGAUCUAUCAAAGUUCUUAUCUUUACCCAGGUAUAACUCGUCCGAAAAAUCUUUGGCUCGAAUGGGAAUACGACAAGCGCUUGACGGUGUUGGGUUGCAAACCACUUCUCAUGCAUUUAUCACGGAAGAAGAGGAAGACCUUGGUAUCAAUCUUCAUGCUAUUCAACGUGGUCCCUACUACGAUACACCGAAUGACAAAGUGAUAGUAGUAUGUGCAAACUAUGAUACGGAGAAGAAUAACCCGGGAGUUGAUGAUAACGGCUCAGGUGUCGCGGCCGUGCUAGAAACUGCACGAGUUAUGACUACUUUGCAACGAUUAUACACGAGAAAUAACACUAUCAUCUAUGCAUUCUUUGACAUGAAGCAUAAG
Molecule: messenger RNA, 444 nt
Organism: Strongylus vulgaris
Lineage: Eukaryota; Metazoa; Nematoda; Chromadorea; Rhabditida; Strongylidae
Source: the annotation of a GenBank genome assembly